Abrus precatorius (Indian licorice) is the source of this 1826-nucleotide messenger RNA. RefSeq names its product glutamate-1-semialdehyde 2,1-aminomutase, chloroplastic. NCBI's taxonomy places the organism in Eukaryota, Viridiplantae, Streptophyta, Magnoliopsida, Fabales, Fabaceae. Gene Ontology annotation, cellular component: chloroplast. The record is from RefSeq and is a predicted model, not a curated record. Gene Ontology annotation, molecular function: transaminase activity; glutamate-1-semialdehyde 2,1-aminomutase activity; pyridoxal phosphate binding. Gene Ontology annotation, biological process: tetrapyrrole biosynthetic process. The coding region runs from base 116 to 1522 and encodes 468 amino acids. The transcript has 2 exons.
GGGAUAGUUUAUACAUAGACGAGGGCACACAGACAGACAGAAAGGGUAAGGUUUCGUUAGUUUAGAGCAUUUCAGUCUUAUCGUCUCGCUCUGAUCUCAAUUUGGCAUUGCAAACAUGGCUGUUUCCGCCAUCACGGGACCAAGGCUUACACUUGGAACAUCCCUUUCCACUCCCAAACGACCUCGAGCUCCUUCGAUCACAAUGGCCGUAUCCGUUGACAAGAAGUCCGACAUAAAUCUCACUCUUCGCAAGUCCGAGGAAGCUUUCGCUGCUGCCAAGGAAUUGAUGCCUGGAGGGGUGAAUUCCCCAGUUCGUGCCUUCAAAUCUGUAGGUGGCCAACCAAUUGUGAUCGAUUCGGUGAAAGGGUCUCAUAUGUGGGACAUUGACGGCAACGAGUAUAUUGACUACGUGGGUUCCUGGGGUCCUGCAAUUAUUGGUCACGCCGAUGAUCAGGUGCUUGCAGCUCUUGCUGAAACGAUGAAGAAAGGAACAAGCUUUGGAGCACCCUGUUUGCUGGAAAACACUUUGGCGGAACUGGUUAUCUCUGCGGUUCCCAGCAUUGAAAUGGUUAGGUUCGUUAAUUCGGGAACUGAGGCCUGCAUGGGUGCUCUUCGCUUGGCCCGUGCUUACACUGGCAAAGAGAAGAUAAUAAAGUUUGAGGGGUGUUACCAUGGUCAUGCCGAUCCCUUUCUUGUUAAGGCUGGUAGUGGAGUUGCCACCUUAGGACUUCCUGAUUCUCCUGGGGUUCCCAAAGCUGCUACUUAUGAAACUCUCACCGCCUCUUAUAAUGAUUCUUCUGCAGUUCAGAAUCUUUUUGAGGCUAACAAGGGAGAGAUUGCUGCAGUUUUCCUUGAACCUGUAGUUGGAAAUGCUGGUUUCAUAGUUCCUACACCUGAUUUUCUUGGUUUCUUGAGAAAAAUCACCAAGGAGAACAAUGCCCUUCUUGUGUUUGAUGAAGUCAUGACUGGAUUUCGUUUGUCAUAUGGAGGAGCUCAAGAAUAUUUUAGCAUAACACCGGAUUUAACGACUCUAGGGAAAAUCAUUGGUGGGGGUCUGCCAGUGGGUGCUUAUGGAGGGAGGAGGGAUAUUAUGGAGAUGGUGGCGCCGGCUGGACCGAUGUACCAGGCUGGGACCUUGAGUGGGAAUCCUUUGGCCAUGACUGCGGGCAUACACACCCUGCAGCGAAUUAAGGAGCCAGGAACUUACAAGUACUUGGACAAGAUUACAGGGGAACUUGUUCAAGGUAUCAUUGAAGCUGGGAAGAGGGCAGGGCAUGCAAUCUGUGGUGGGCAUAUAAGUGGGAUGUUUGGGUUUUUCUUCACAGAAGGACCUGUGUACAAUUUUGCAGAUGCCAAAAAGAGUGACACUGCCAAGUUUGCUAGGUUCUUCUGGGGAAUGUUAGCAGAAGGUGUGUAUUUGGCACCUUCGCAGUUUGAGGCUGGGUUCACCAGCUUGGCACAUACUUCUGAUGACAUAAAAAAGACAAUAGCCGCUGCAGAGAAGGUUUUCAGGGAGAUCUGAAUGUUAAAAUUUUGUCUCGUUGCAAAUGUAGCUUUUGAAAGGGAAUGGUUUGUAGUUUUGUAGGUCAAUUUAGAUUAUUGUGUUCUGGCAGCUGCUUUUGCUAUACAACCUGUAUCAUUUUCGCAUCUGAUCCUGUAUCUACUCAGUGUAUUAUUUAGCUUAAGCUAUUAGUCUCUUGAAUUUGAAGCAUGUAAGCAUUUGAAUUCAUUGUUUUACUCUUAAUAUUCUUGUUUCUACAUGUUAUCUUUCUCAUGCAUUAUAUAUCAAUAUACACUACCACUUUGACUUUGCGGGGGAGGGGGUU